Drosophila pseudoobscura is the source of this 1561-nucleotide messenger RNA. RefSeq names its product odorant receptor 85c-like. The transcript has 3 exons. Gene Ontology annotation, cellular component: plasma membrane. The record is from RefSeq and is a predicted model, not a curated record. Lineage: Eukaryota; Metazoa; Arthropoda; Insecta; Diptera; Drosophilidae. The coding region runs from base 123 to 1292 and encodes 389 amino acids. Gene Ontology annotation, biological process: sensory perception of smell; detection of chemical stimulus involved in sensory perception of smell. Gene Ontology annotation, molecular function: olfactory receptor activity; odorant binding.
UGUCCUAUAAUUAUGUAAUUAUAUGGCAUAACAAAUGGUGCAUGUUCCCGCUAUAAAGGUUCUGGCCACGACCCAUAUUACGUUUGUCAAAGGAUAGACCUUGGCUGGUUCUGGUCGGAGAGAUGAAGUUCAUGAAGUACGCCAACUUCUUCUACAAAGCUGUAGGUAUAGAACCCUAUACCACCGAUUCUCGACCGCAGGCCAACAGCCUAAAGGCCAGCCUCGUCUUCUGGGCUAAUGUGCUCAAUCUGAGUGCGAUAGUAACAGGGGAGAUCCUCUAUUUGGGUGUUUCUCUGGCCGACGGGAAGCUGCUCGACGCUGUCGCUGUAAUGUCCUACAUCGGAUUCGUUAUCGUGGGUACGAGCAAGAUGUUCUUCAUCUGGUGGAAGAAGCCGGCCUUGAGCGACAUGGUGCGCGAUCUGGAGCACAUCUAUCCCCACGGAAAAGAAGCAGAGGAAGAGUACAAGCUGCAGAGCUAUCUGCGGUCCAGCUCCCGCAUAAGUGUGACCUAUGCCCUGCUCUAUUCCGUGCUGAUUUGGACCUUCAAUCUCUUCAGCAUCAUGCAGUAUUUGGUCUACGAAAAGUUGCUGCACCUACGCGUGGUGGGUCUGGCACUGCCGUAUACCGUGUAUUAUCCGUGGAACUGGGAAGCCCCCUGGUCGUAUUAUAUGCUACUCUUCUGCGAGAACUUUGCGGGCUAUACCUCGGCGGCGGGACAAAUAUCGACAGACUUGCUGCUCUGCGCUGUGGCCACUCAGGUGGUGAUGCACUUCGAUCACCUUUCGACGGUUCUGGAGGGCCACGAACUGAGUGGCAAAUGGGAAGAGGAUUCCCGAUUCUUGGUGAACACCGUGAAAUACCACCAGCGGAUUCUUCGCCUAUCGGAAGUGUUGAAUGAUAUCUUUGGCAUUCCAUUGCUGCUCAACUUCAUGGUGUCCACGUUUGUCAUCUGCUUCGUGGGCUUCCAGAUGACAGUGGGCGUGCCGCCAGAUAUCAUGAUAAAGCUCUUUCUGUUCCUGUUCUCGUCGCUCUGUCAGGUUUAUCUGAUUUGCCAUUACGGACAGUUGAUUGCCGAUUCGAGCUUGGGUCUUUCUAAUGCUGCCUACAAACAGAACUGGAACCACGCCGACGUUCGCUAUCGAAGGGCUUUGGUCUUCGUAAUAGCCAGGGCCCAGAAACCCGCUCAUCUAAAGGCCACUGUCUUCAUGAACAUCACGAGGGCCACUAUGACAGAUUUACUUCAAAUAUCAUACAAGUUUUUUGCUUUGCUGCGCACCAUGUAUGUGAAAUAGAGACCAGAGAUGACCAGAACGCAGACGAGAAGAGAUCCCUAAAUCCCUAAGCCCUGCUCUGUACCUCCUGCCUCAUGCUUUCAAAAGCUCAACGGAAAAAUAAUUAUGCGAAGGCAUGAGCCACACGCAUGUCCAUUCUGGAUGUUUCAACACGAAAAAACUUGCAUUUUAGUCGUUUUCCUCAUUCUAUGCAAAGACCAAGAUGGGUAGAUGCUGCAACAAAGGAAAACUGCAAAGUUAAUUUAACGCUUCACUGCCCCAAAAGUUGU